This is a messenger RNA of Mya arenaria, 3059 nucleotides long. Its product is annotated as antiviral innate immune response receptor RIG-I-like. Gene Ontology annotation, molecular function: ATP binding; nucleic acid binding. Lineage: Eukaryota; Metazoa; Mollusca; Bivalvia; Myida; Myidae. Gene Ontology annotation, cellular component: cytoplasm. The record is from RefSeq and is a predicted model, not a curated record. Bases 688 to 3021 code for a protein of 777 amino acids. The transcript has 16 exons.
UUACAAAGCGUCUUAAAUAUAUUGAUUGCGCCCGAUCAAUUGGUAUACUUCAGUUGGAAUUUUAGGACAUGGAUAUAAUAUUUUAAACUACAUGAAUCACAUGAAACUGUCCUGAAAGGCGAUAAGUUAAAGAUGUUUGUUUAGACUGAAUGGUCUUUCUAUUUAUAACUUCCGGAAUGACAGGCCAAUGCUAUAAACACUAAAUAUGGAAGAGCUAUCUCAAGAAGAGAAGAAUUUCCAUAGAAUACAACUCCUUACGGAGACAUGUUUGUUAAGGGCUCUAAGGCAACUUUUAAGACAAGGUCCCUGUAUAGUAAAGUCAGAUGGUACGUCAUACCUGCUCCCGUUCAGUGAGUUAAUUGCUGAUAAAGAUGUAAGAAGAUGCUUGGAUGAAUACUUCAAUCAUCGACGCGGAUCACCUCCAGGGCAAGGUCACACAUUUGACCUCCCACAUGAGAAUAUAAUUACCAACAUUGAUGGUUUGAAUCUUGAACAUGUCCUUUUUAUGGUCUGCCUAUACAUCAGAAAAGACGCAGAACCAAAGGAUAUUUUGAAAAGAUGUACAGAAGUUUACAAUGAUUUGAAUCAGAAACAACUGAGGUUGAGCAACGCAGACUUUGAUGCGAUGUUUGUGAGUUUGAAGUAUUUAUCCUUGGAUAUUUGGAGGACCAAGAAUUGAAACAAAACAUGAAUGACUUGAUACUCGGGUGUAAAAAGCAAAGCAUAAACACUGAUCUACCUUUUGCUAAUAUUUUCGAGAACAAGUUGAACAUCGAUGAAAUUAACACAAUUGUUGGCAAAUACUGUACCACACUCGAUAAAAUAGGGAUUUCAAAAACUUUGUCUACUGACUCCGGUGUGGGUAUCGAGAUACAAUCAGGACCAGAUGCAUACAGCAUUGACAUGCCAAAUCCACAUAAUGAAGAUCCAAAGAAGAAAAAUGAGGGUGAAAGUAUUCUUACUAGCCACAUUUCUUGUGAAUCAGGCUUCUCGGAAGACAUCCCUGAACAAGAACCUGAAGUUGCUAUAAUCGGUGUCACGACGAUAAACGGAGAGAACGAACCGACAGCAAAGAAAAGGCGGAUCGAUAUCACACAUGACAAGCUACCUGUGCCCAACCUAAGCCCCGAAAGUUCCACUGUCGUUGACGAAGAGAUCAUCACAUUAACAGCUGCCACAGACAACGAACGUGGUGAUAUUGAGCAGAACACAUCUCUUUUUGACACAAAUCACAAAGCGAAUGUUUUUGAUGAAUGUUCAGGACACGAUAAGCACACAAACAAGUCACCAUUAUUAGCGCAAUUAAAAGGUGCAUCUGGGCCUUUGCAAGCAAAGAAAAGACGGAUCGAUGACAUCAUUGACAAACUGCCUGUGUCCAACGUAAGCCCUGGUAUGUCCCAUAGCGUGGACGAAGAGAUCCUCGCACUAUCCACUACCUCAGGUCUUAUGUCUUCACUGCUCAUAUUUCACUGCCCAGCCGAUGAAGCCCUUGCACGUUCUAUAGCUGCCGGACUUGAAGAUUCAUUUGGAUUUGUUCCCACUGUGAUGGCAUUAACGACAAUGCAAUUGUAUGGUGUACAUAGCUUUCGGAAUUUAAAGGAUACGUUUACUAUACUUGGACGUGGUGUGCUUAUCGUCACGAAUGAUACCAGUGAAGAGUUUCAGGAUUAUGCCAGGAGAUUUGUAAAGGAACUGCCUCCAGAUUUGUCCGAGACGAUAGCAUUGGUCCUUCAAACAGUUACCAAAAGGGAUUUUGGAAUAGAGGAAUCGUUUACAGGGAAGUUACUUGAAUUCAAACACAAAAAUGAUGUCAACAUUCCUAAAAUUUCCCUUGCACUAAACGAUGCGAUAUCAGUACGCGGAUACCAGAAAGAGCUUGCCGAAAAAGCAUGUGAUGGACACAAUGUUAUAAUCAUGGCGCCGACCAACGCAGGCAAAACACAGGUAGCCUGCAAAAUUGUUGAGAUGCACUUCCAGAAUUUCAACACUAGAACGCCGAGAGUCCUGUUUCUGGUUGAAAAUGAGGCCUUAGCUUUGCAGCAGGGUCAGGUCUGUGAAAAACUGUUGCGUUGGAAACGAACAAAAGUAUUUACUGGAAACACACAGCGCUCGAAGAGUCAAUAUAUAUGGGAUUAUUUAGAUAAGCUGGACAUAUUCGUUGUCACAGCACAGAUUCUGGUCAACGCUUUAAAACCUGGUAAAAUAGAAAGUUUGAAAGAGUUCAGCCUGAUAGUAUUUGAUGAGUGCCACCAUUCAAAGAAACAACACAUGUACAAUGAAAUCAUGAGCAAAUAUCUGGACUUGAAAAUAAAAUGCGAUCUCAGCGGGUCGGAUCUUCCACAGAUCGUUGGUUUGACCGCUUCCCUUGGUGUAGGAGGAAAGACAUUAGCAGUCUACGGACUGAAAUACAUGAAACAAAUAGUUGCUAAUAUGGAUGCCAAGUUUUUGUGUACAGUUCGAAGUGAAGCGUCAAAGACAGAGCUGAAGAGAUAUGUCAGCGCCCCCAAAGAAGCGCUUAUCGGAGUGAAAAGCCGAGCCAAUGAUGUUUUUAAGAAAGCUCUGGAAGAUAUUGCACAGAAUAUCAGCGAAUACAUCAACACAGAUCAAACUGUCAUGGGAGCCUCUAUUGAAGACAAAGAGCGAUUACAAGACUGCAAUAUCCCACUGACCUUUGGAACAGACGCAUACCAGCAGUGGAGUUCUGAAUUUGCACAAACAAUUGCAAAGAUUGAUUCCGAUGACAUAAGACGAGUUCUUGAGCCAUGUUCGAAAUAUCUUGAGGUAUAUAACAAAGCUCUGCUAGUUUACAACGAUGCACGACUAACCGAAGCAAUGGCGAUUCUUUCAGAGUUUAUAGACGACGUUAGAGAGGUAGAGACUGACCAUUCAGCGGACAGUUUCCUUCUUGGAACCUACAAUGAUUUGCUACAAAGGACGUCUGGUUUUGAAGAUAGAAACCCUAAGCUGAUGAAGAAAUCCUGGAAGAAAACCUUCUACCGUUUACAGAGUCUCGGGGAAUAAUAUUUGUGAAAACAAGAGAGUUAGCUGCUGCGCUUUUU